AGUGCUAGUAAAAAAUUGAAAAGUCAUAGUAGCACUGGAGGGGGAAGUUGUAAGCCAGAAAAUAUACGCGACAGCAUCUCCAAAACGUAAAAUAUACUCUAUCGCGUAUCUUGAUCAUUCCUGGAAAUACAAGUCAAACGCAAUUUAAAUUGAAUAUAAAAAUUGUUUUUAGCCCUAAAUUGUAGAUUGCAACCGCGAGCUCUAUAAAUCUAUUUAGAGAAACAAUAAACGCUAUUAUUAGUAUAGAAAAUCGAUUAUUCGUUCACUAUAGUGAAAUAUAUUUCUCAAGUAGAAAAUGGACUAAUAUAAUUCUUCGAAAAAUCCAUGAGCAAUAGUGCAAUAGUGUGUGCGUCUUUGACUCAAAUCAUAUCAAAGGUUAUGUUUGGAAUUGAGUCGCAAAAACAUAUUUAUCCCUUGUUUCUUUUGAACAAGUUGUUGUUAGAAAGUCGUGUGAAUAAUUGUUAUUAAGACCGUCUGCAUGUCAGUCUUUUUUUAACAAUAUUUUUUGUAUUUUCAAUACAAAUCCUAUAAAUUUAGUAUUUUUCAUAUGAAAUUGUGAAUAUAAAUUUCCUUAACCUCUGAAAACUGAGCCAAUCAGUUUAUACUGUGAGAUAUACAUUAUCUCGUACAAUAGUAAACAAUAAUAAUGGACAUUUCAUCGACUUCGAGUUUAAAACAAGGAAAUUUUCCGAUUAUUAAUGAUGGAUUUGGAAAUAUUCCAAUGGAAUCGUCAUCAAUGGACUCGAUGGGGACCAAAAGACGCAGGUAUUCAUCACGAACAAUAAAGCGUAAAAAAUUCGACGAUGAACUUGUGGAGACAACUUUUAAUCUACAACCCCCAACAACUAGUGGAAAAUCAAGUUCAAAGUCGAGGAGUAUGUCUGCAUCAAGUGGAACAUUGGAUGGUUUAACCCUUCCAACAAUUCCUCCGCCAAUUCCAAUUACACCACCAGUUGUCCAACCCGAACGAAUCAACAGACGACCACCGAGACCCAGUGGUUCUAAUGGAACUGGACGUAAAAGCAAAAAGAAUAAAAAUCACAAUCACUCAGUUAAUGCAACCAAAGAUCUAGGCAGAUGGAAACCCACCGAUGAUUUGGCUCUAAUUACUGGGGUUCAGCAAACAAAUGACCUAAAAAUGGUUCACAGAGGCACAAAGUUCUCAUGCCGAUUCACUUUGCAAGAAAUUCAACAGAGAUGGUACGCUUUGCUUUAUGACUCUGCUGUUUCCAGAGUCGCUGUUCAGGCGAUGAGAAAUUUACAUCAUGAAUUAAUUGCCAGCGUUCAAGCAAGAACUCUAUAUAGUAAGGCUGAGGAAGAUCUUCUGGGAACAAUAAAAUCAACACCUCAACCAACAUUGGAGGUCUUCCAAAGGCUUUUGGAAACGAAUGCCCAGACAUUUUACCCGGCGAGAACAGCAAAAACCCUGAUGUCCCACUGGCAAUUGAUGAAGCAGUAUCACUUACUGCCAGAUCAAACUGUUCAACCUCUACCUCAUUCUGAUGCAAUUAUGAGUUUCUCCGAUGCUGAAGAUACAAUAAACGAUAGUGAAUUAACAGAUCAGAAGGAUGAAAUAAUAGACGCCGAAUUGGCUUUGGCGGAUAGAAAGAAUAAGAGGGAAAUUAGGGUAUUGGAAAAUGAGCUGAGCAGAUGGCAGGUACUCGUUGAUAGUGUCACAGGCGUCAAUCCCCCGGACUUCGACAAUCAGACGUUGGCUAUACUCAGGGGAAGACUUGUCAGAUACCUCAUGAGGUCCAAGGAAAUCACCGUGGGGAGAUCAACAAAGGAUCACAAUGUCGAUGUUGAUUUAACUUUGGAGGGUCCCGCUUGGAAAGUUUCACGACGACAGGCAACAAUUCGUUUAAGAAAUAAUGGUGAUUUCUUUUUAUCCUCCGAGGGAAAACGUCCCAUUUUUGUCGACAGCAGGCCCAUUCUUGCCGGCAACAAAAUGAAACUGAAUAAUAAUAGUGUAAUUGAGGUUGCUGGUUUGAGAUUUAUAUUUUUAAUAAACCAGGAACUGAUAUCGGUCAUACGUCAAGAAGCUGUAAAACUCAAUUUGAAUCCUUGAGGAGAUUCAUUAUUUUUACAUUCAUAAUAUAAACAAAGUCGUUUAUUGGUCACCAAGUUGGGAGAAUUAUUGAUUGCUUAUCAAUAUAUAAUAAUCGUCACGUAAUUGAAUAAAUUUAAUACUCAUAAGAAAUAUA
Messenger RNA from Fopius arisanus, 2204 nucleotides. It is a transcript of the gene Rcd5, whose product is annotated as microspherule protein Rcd5. The transcript is spliced from 4 exons. Lineage: Eukaryota; Metazoa; Arthropoda; Insecta; Hymenoptera; Braconidae. Gene Ontology annotation, molecular function: protein binding; G-quadruplex RNA binding. Gene Ontology annotation, biological process: positive regulation of transcription by RNA polymerase II. The coding region runs from base 647 to 2068 and encodes 473 amino acids. Gene Ontology annotation, cellular component: Ino80 complex; MLL1 complex; NSL complex. The record is from RefSeq and is a predicted model, not a curated record.